CCUUUUUCGCCUUUUCUCUAUCAUUCAUCGCUUCCCGUCGUAUCUCCCUAAUCUCAAACAUCCUCCUCCUUUACUGGCCAACAGCAAGUAUCACUGUUGAUCACUUGAUUGCUGCAUUCUCUCUCUCUCUGUAGCUGAUCUCCUGAUGACUUCUAGUAAUUGCUAUUCAUCUCUUUAUCCUUUUCCUAUUGAUCUUAACGAAGAUGAUCAACACCAACAGCACCAGCUUUUCAGCUUAAAACCUCAACCACCUUCUUUAUCUUCUUCUUCUCUUACUUGUCCUAUUCUCUUCAACCCAGCUGUUCAAGAGCAAGCAGGGGGUCAUCAAAGGGAACCCCAUCAGCUCUUCCAGUAUCAAGAAGAUCAGGCUAAAAUAUAUGUUCCACAGGAUGAACCGUUGGAGAGUGACAGUGGGCUCAACUUAUCUUUACGCAAAAAAGAAGAAGGGAAUGAAAAUCAUCAAAUUGAGAAUAGUUCUGCUAAGUGGAUGUCUUCAAAGAUGAGGAUGAUGAGGAAGAUGAUAAGCUCGGAUCAUGCAGAUUUAUCGAAUAGCUCUACACGGAAAUUGGUAGAGCAAAAGCAGCAGCCAUCAUCAUCUCCAGAUAACAGCAGCAACUCUUCUUACAACAAUAACGACAACAUCACAAUUAGGGUUUGUGCUGAUUGCAACACAACCAAGACUCCUCUUUGGAGGAGCGGACCUAGAGGUCCCAAGUCCCUUUGCAACGCCUGUGGAAUUCGACAAAGAAAAGCAAGAAGAGCUAUGGCUGCAGCGGCGGCUGCAAAUGGCACUAUUGUGGCAGCUCAGACAACGCCAACGAUGAAGAGUAAGCUUCAAGAUAAAUCCAAGAGAUCAAGUAAUAGUGGUUGCGUUGCACAGUUAAAGAAAAAGUGCAAACAUAAUUCCCAAUCUCAAGGUAGAAAGAAGCUUUGUUUUGAGGACUUGAGGACAAUCUUGAGCAAGAACUCGGCUUUUCAUCGAGUUUUCCCUCAGGAUGAGAAGGAAGCCGCGAUCCUGCUGAUGGCCUUAUCGUACGGACUUGUUCAUGGUUGAAAAUUUCUCAAGUAGCUAGCUAGACUAGCUUUAUUGUUUUUCUCAGUUUGAGUAAUGUUAGGGAGAGUGUACUGGCUUUGCUAGAUCAUAAAUGUCCGAAGCCUGAGUUUGUAUGAGUGACUGAGUGAUGAAUAUUUAGACAUAAAUAAACAAAGAGAUAAAGAAUUGCAUGGA
Messenger RNA from Theobroma umbraticum, 1228 nucleotides. It is a transcript of the gene GNC, whose product is annotated as GATA type zinc finger transcription factor family protein. NCBI's taxonomy places the organism in Eukaryota, Viridiplantae, Streptophyta, Magnoliopsida, Malvales, Malvaceae. Gene Ontology annotation, molecular function: zinc ion binding; sequence-specific DNA binding. Gene Ontology annotation, biological process: regulation of DNA-templated transcription. The record is from RefSeq and is a predicted model, not a curated record.